UAAAUGGGUGCGUGCGCCACCGGAACCAUUAAAAUAUGUGUAUUUGUUCCAGCGGGGAAGCAGUUCAGCGACGGACUCAUACCGGAUUUCGGAUUAACAACGUCAGGAUAAUAUUUACGAACGUGUUGCUGGAGAUAGCGACGCUCACGUCUUGUUCAGAAUGAGCGAAAAAACGGAGACCCUGCAGGAGUACGAGGAGCUGUUCGCCCAGCGGUUCACAGCCGAGGACCCCGAGUACCAGAAGUACCAGAACCGAGCAGCCGACCCGCCGCCCCUGGUCGAGGACUGGAGGGGUCGAGCGGGGGGGAACCAGAGAGGAAGAGACAACAGGUACCAGGACCGUCGUGGGCACAGAGGUCGUGGUUGGGGAGGAGACCGAGGCUGGGGGGGAGAUCGUCGUGAGCAGAACUGGCAUGACCGAGACAGAGACAGAGACCGAGAGAGAGACAGAGACAGAGACAGGCACUAUGGACAUGGGAGCGGUCAGUCAGGCUACAACCAAGGCUCCCAUCAACAGAGACCACAUUAUGACCGCUACUGAUCUGUUAUCUCUCAGGUGGUAUCAGUAUUCAUUCAUAUUCAACUACUUGUUAAAACAUGCAUUGCAUUAUGGCACAUGACAAUAUGCAGCUGUAUUUGUUUGUGUAGCUCUAAUUAAUACAGUAUCAAUAUUAAUACUCUAUUACCCGCUAUUAUUUGAAAUAUGUGAUGCAGUUUUAUUGUUUGAGUAAAAAACAAACAAAAAACAUACCAAAUAUAAUCAGUUUUUUUAAUUUUCCCAGAAGGAUUUCUUACUGUAGAAAACUAGCUUGUUUGACCAUCUUUCUUUUUAUAAAUAAACAAUAUGUUUGACUCGAGUUGCUUCAUACAGUAUUAAAACUUAACGUUAAAUAACAUGAGGUUCUCAAACCUUUCACAUCCUUUAGUAUAUUCAUCACAAUGUCACUAGGAAGUUUCACUGGUAGUUUGUGUCCUGACAGGUACUUGUUUUUGACAUGGUUUGAUUUGUUAUUAUGAAUUAUGCAGUACAGUAUCAGUGUUGUUGCAGAGGGUGAAUAUACAGAUGCAAUCUAUUUGUAAUCCAGCUUAUUGUUCUGUGUCACAUUGUUUCAUAAGAAUCUAAUUGUACUGUUGUCAAUAAAUGCGUAUUUUCAUAA
Messenger RNA from Platichthys flesus (European flounder), 1157 nucleotides. RefSeq names its product RNA guanine-N7 methyltransferase activating subunit-like. The coding region runs from base 161 to 541 and encodes 126 amino acids. NCBI's taxonomy places the organism in Eukaryota, Metazoa, Chordata, Actinopteri, Pleuronectiformes, Pleuronectidae. Gene Ontology annotation, molecular function: RNA binding. The transcript is spliced from 3 exons. The record is from RefSeq and is a predicted model, not a curated record. Gene Ontology annotation, biological process: RNA 5'-cap (guanine-N7)-methylation.